UAUAUAGCUCCUUUGGCAGUUCUCUUCCAAGGUCCUACUUCUCUGUGUAGGUUUGUGCUAAUUUGCUCUCAGGAAAUUCUACGAAAUCUGAGAGGAAGAUUCUCUUUCCAGCAGUGAAACUUUCAAACUGCUAGGAAGAGAAGAUGGACUACGUCAAUGGACCAGGAAGGCACCACCUCUUUGUCCCGGGGCCCGUCAACAUCCCGGAACCAGUCAUUCGGGCAAUGAACAGGAACAAUGAAGAUUACCGCUCUCCUGCUAUUCCAGCAAUGACCAAAGUUCUCCUUGAGGAUGUGAAGAUGAUUUUCAAGACUACAUCUGGAACCCCAUUUCUGAUCCCAACCACUGGUACUGGUGCAUGGGAGAGUGCACUCACAAACACAUUAUCUCCAGGCGACCGGAUUGUAUCUUUCCUGAUCGGUCAAUUCAGUCUGCUCUGGAUUGAUCAGCAGCAACGUCUCAAGUUCAAUGUCGAUGUUGUCGAAAGUGAUUGGGGCCAGGGUGCCAACCUAGAGGUUCUGGAAGCAAAACUCGCAGAAGACCGUGCCCAUUCCAUCAAGGCAAUUUGCAUUGUUCACAAUGAGACAGCAACUGGAGUUACUAAUAACUUGGCAAAAGUGAGACAACUACUUGAUGACUAUGGGCAUCCAGCACUGUUGCUUGUUGAUGGGGUGUCUUCCAUAUGCGCUCUUGAUUUCCGCAUGGACGAAUGGGGAGUUGAUGUUGCUUUAACUGGCUCUCAGAAAGCUCUCUCUCUUCCCACUGGGAUCGGUAUUGUGUGUGCUAGCCCCAAAGCUCUGGAGGCCUCUAAAUCCGCAAAAUCGGUGAGAGUCUUCUUUGACUGGAACGACUACUUGAAGUUCUAUAAGUUAGGAACAUAUUGGCCCUACACCCCUUCCAUCCAGUUGUUGUAUGGGCUGAGGGCAGCUCUCGAUCUCAUUUUCGAGGAAGGACUCGACAAUGUGAUCGCAAGGCAUAGUCGUUUGGGGAAAGCAACAAGGCUUGCUGUUGAGGCAUGGGGGUUGAAGAACUGCACCCAAAAGGAGGAAUGGUACAGUGACACAGUGACUGCUGUUCUUGUUCCUCCUUACAUUGAUAGUACAGAGAUUGUUAAAAGAGCAUGGAAAAGAUACAAUCUGAGCUUAGGACUUGGCCUGAACAAGGUAGCUGGGAAGGUUUUCAGAAUAGGGCAUCUUGGUAACCUGAAUGAGGUACUCUAA
This is a messenger RNA of Morus notabilis, 1220 nucleotides long. RefSeq names its product serine--glyoxylate aminotransferase. The record is from RefSeq and is a predicted model, not a curated record. Gene Ontology annotation, molecular function: L-alanine:glyoxylate transaminase activity; L-serine:pyruvate transaminase activity. NCBI's taxonomy places the organism in Eukaryota, Viridiplantae, Streptophyta, Magnoliopsida, Rosales, Moraceae. The coding region runs from base 144 to 1220 and encodes 358 amino acids. Gene Ontology annotation, cellular component: peroxisome. The transcript is spliced from 5 exons.